Molecule: messenger RNA, 5202 nt
Organism: Onychostoma macrolepis
Lineage: Eukaryota; Metazoa; Chordata; Actinopteri; Cypriniformes; Cyprinidae
Product: zinc finger protein 501-like
Exons: 2
Coding region: 321-1532 (403 amino acids)
Biological process (GO): regulation of transcription by RNA polymerase II
Molecular function (GO): DNA-binding transcription factor activity; RNA polymerase II cis-regulatory region sequence-specific DNA binding
Source: RefSeq, a predicted model, not a curated record
UCUUAAAAUACAAUAUAAUUUUUAAAAGUGUAAUCGAUUAAAUGUAAUAAUCAUUAAAUACCUGAUGUUAAUCAGAACUAAAUAGUAAAAGUUAAAGUUCUGAGUGUUUGUCUAAUCAGAUCAUUUAAGUUCAUUAACUAUCACUCUUGACUCCCUUAACAGUGCACUGACUACUGAACUAGAGAGCUGAUUGAGACACACCCAGAGAUUUAAUUUUCUUUUCUUUCUGUUAAUUAUUCUGAUUUUAAACAGGACGAAGUGUCCAAACACAGAAAGACUCCUGCUGAAGCGACUGAGAUCCAUGUGACACUGUUAUAAAGAUGGCGUUUAUUAAAGAGGAGAAUGAAGAAACAUUCAGAGUCAAACAUGAAGAUAGUGAGGAACAAACAAAGAUGGCGUUUAUUAAAGAGGAGAGCGAAGAAAUAUUCAGAGUCAAACAUGAAGAUACUGAGGAACAAACAGACCUGAUGGCACUGAAAGAGGAGAGUGAAGUACUGAAUGAAAUGGAAGAGAAAGAUCAUGAUUUCAUAAAUGGAGAAAAAUCCUUUAGUUGUUCACAGACUAAAAAGACUUCCAAAAGAAAAAGGGCUCAAAAGACAGGAAGUGGUAGUUAUUUCUGCCAACAGUGUGGAAAGAGUUUUAGUCAUAAUGGAAAACUUAGAGUUCACAUGAACAUUCACAAAGAGAAACCUUACACCUGCCAACAGUGUGGAAAGUGUUUCAGUCAAAGAAUAACUCUUAAAAGACAUGUUAGAAUUCACACUGGAGAGAAGCCAUACACGUGCCAACAGUGUGGAAGGAGUUUCACUCAGCUUGGAAACCUUGGAGUCCACAUGAGUGUUCACACUGGAGAGAAGCCUUACAAAUGCCAACAGUGUGGAAAAGGUUUCAACCGGAAAGGAAACCUUCAUUGCCACAUGAGAAUUCACGCUGGAGAGAGUCUUUUCACCUGCCAACAGUGUGGAAUAAGUUUCACUCAAAAAGGAAGCCUUAACAGACACAUGAGAAUUCACUAUGAAGAGCAGCCUUACACAUGUUCUCUGUGUGGAAAGAAUUUUAAUCAACAUGAAAACUUUGAAGUCCACAUGAGAACUCAUAGAGAGAAACCCUACACAUGCUCUGAAUGUGGAAAGAGUUUCUGUCAAAAACGACCCUUUGAAGACCACGUGAGAAUUCACUCUGGAGAGCAACCCUACACAUGCCCUCAGUGCGGAAAGAGUUUCAAUCAUAUACGACACUUUGAAGAUCACAUAAGAAUUCACACAGGAGAGAAGCCUUUCACCUGCCAACAAUGUGGAAAAUGUUUCAACCGAAAAGGAAGCCUUAACAGGCACAUGAGAAUUCACACUGGAGAGAAGCCAUUUACAUGUGGUCACUGUGGAAAGAGUUUCAGAUAUAAAACAGGCCUUAAGUCCCACAUGAGUUUUCACAGUCCAAGACCAGGAAAACCAACCAAAAAAGAAAAAAUAUAUAAUGAAGAAAACUUAGUAAGCAGUGCUGGUGAUAGUAAAACGGAGUUAAUAACUAUUUAGGGGAGGAAUGAAGGAAAUUCAAAAUUAUAGUGCAAUUUAAAGAGGGGUAUGGAGUAGGGGUUGCACCGACUAAUCGACUAGUCGACUUUAAUGCUCUGCCAUGACACUUUAAGCUUGACGUCGACUAGUCGCUGGUCCUAUAAAGGAUGCAACAGUAUAAGAAAUCUCUAAAGAACUUCCACAUUUACAUUCCGUUUCCAAACAGUUAAAAUGACAAAUAAAUGCAUACUCUGAAAGUGCUCCACAAGACAUGUUUGAUUAUAUUACUGGAUGGUCGAAAUUGAAUGGGAGAAUGCACAUUUUAAACCGCUUACAGUACAGGUCAGUUAAUCGCCAUUCUAAUCUAAUGCGCUGCUGCACUGUAACGCACACACAUAGGCUUCAGACAGUAGCGCGUACGAAAAAUGAAAACUGUAUGUAAGCAAGUUAAUCUAAGUUACAAACGUGAUAAGACGUGUGUGGAAUAAUAACUGGUCCCAUUAGGUGUGAAUAUGGCAAAGCUGAAGGGGGGAAUAUAGUGGGAGGAAAGAUAACGGGAGCAAAAUGCUUACAGAUGAAAAGAAAGUGUUUUGUGUUUUCACCUGAGUUUUCUUUGUCAAGUUUGUCAGUCAAGUUUGUCUUGAGCCCAUGCCAUCUCUGUUGCUGUCAGUACAUUUGAUUUCAUAAUGGAAUUUUAAAUGGUAAGCAACAUGUACUGUAUAAUUUUUCAGCAAGCUACCACCAUGACAAACCAACUCGUUCUCAGUGUAAGGUGCAUUUUGAUGCUGCAACAGGAACUAGAUGCCUGAAAGACUGAAGUAUCUCUGCUCCACCAAUUAAAAUCAGGACUGUCAUGAUGUAUUCAUGUUCAUAUUUAAAGAACUUUUGUAGCCAUAUGAAAGAACUGGUAAACUGGUUUAAUAAGUAAAGUUGGUAGUGCUGUGUUUGAAUUUAUUUGAAUGAAUCAUCCUCUGUUGAGAUCUUGAUAGAUUUAAUGUCUUUUAUUUGAAGUUGAUUUCAGUGUUACUUUUAACACUAUGUAGUGCAGAUUAUAUAACCAGUAAUAUUCAUUUUAUUAAGCCAUUUGAUCUAACCCACGUGGGGCUCCAUGAAAGCUGUUAACAAAUUUGAUUGGGGGUCGCUCAGUUGGGUCCCACAUGGCUGUAGUGGUUUGGAAGAGGCAAAAUAAGUAACUUAAUUAACUGGUCAAACAAAAAUAUAAACAGUACUUGCAUUAUAAUGCUGGCAUAGAUUCACAUGCCAUUUUAAAAUGUAUUUCUUGAUUUAAAGGCUUUCACAGUACAGAAAGUGCACUUUUAAAAGUUUUUAAUGAUCUCUUAUUGGUCGGAGAUUCUGCCAUGCUUAUGCUUUUAGACCUCACAGCUGCAUUUGACACCAUUAAUCAUAACAUUCUGAUCUCUCGGCUUUAGAGUGGUUUAGGUCUUAUCUGUCUGAUAAGAUAAGACUUCUGUCCACCUUGAAGAAUUUGUGUCUCUGUCGGCUCACCUUCCUUGUGUCCCUCAGGGAUCUAUUCUUGGCACAAUGUUGUUUUCCCUUUAUGUGCUUCCACUAGAGUCUGUUCUAAGGAAGUGUGGCAUUGCGUUUCAUUGCUAUGCAGAAGACACAACUUUAUCUGCCACUGAAAUGAAAAGAUAUCAGAUCUUUAAAAUUAUUGUUGAACUGCCUCAAGGACAUUAAAACUGGGAUGGCUUUUUUUUUUUUUUUUUUUUUUUUCAUUUUAAUGAGAGUAAAACUGAAAUUGUGGUGUUUGGCUUGAAUACUACCCAUGUCGCCCUUAACACAGGAUUGGAUUCUUUACUUCCUUAUUUUAAAUCUUCUAUUAAAAAUGCGGGUGUAAUCUUGGAUCUUGAUUUUAAUCUUAAAUUCAAUAGCUAAUGCCAGUUUUUAUCAGUUAUGGCUUUUAUCUAAAGUAAAACCAUUUUUGUCAUUUAGUGACUUUGAAAGGAUUAUACAUGUUUUCUAGACGCAAACGUCUAGCGACACAAAAUUAACGCAUGCUGAGAUUGAUUAGAUGGAAAAACUAUACAAAUAUACACCAAAAUGAAGCAGUCAAGCCUUUUUACUCUACACAAGUUGCACAUGUCAUAUCUGAAACCACUUGACUACAUGAUAAAUUUGUUUUGAGAUAUUUAAUAUGAAAAUAAAAUGUAAUUUGGUUAUAUUAGAUCAGGGGUGGGCAAACGUUUUGACUCAUGCCACAUCAAGUUUUCCACAUUAACUGAGGUGCCGCAUAAUGUGUUUAUGACAUGAAGCUUUGAUUUAUUUAUUUUUUUGGUAAAUUGACUUACUACUGUACUGUAUGUAUACUUGUACAUAGGCCUACAUGGCAGUUCUAUUCUUGCACCAUCACUACCUUUUUUUUUUUUAUGAGCACUUUAUGACACAGAUCAGUUGUAUUGGUUUACAAGUCGAUUGAUGUAUAAGACACAUUUUAUCAUUUUAUUCAGAAAUAAUGUACAAUAAACAAAACGUUUACAAACAUUAGAAACAUUCCCCACAUUCCACAAAAAAAACCUGUAAAUUUUGCAGUGUUCAGAAUAGAAAAAAGAACAAAAAUAUAAGUAAAAAACAAAUUAUAGUGGCAUUCACUCUAAGCAUAUAUUAUAAACACCCAGCCUAAAUAUUUAAAGUGAAACUGAAACUAGCGGCGUGGUUGCUGGAAAAUGCACAAUACAAACUCAAAACAAACUCAAUUGCUUUUUCUCAUUCGUCACCAAUCCUAAUGUGCACGCUUUGCGCUUGACCUUGAUUGCUUUAUAUAAGUCGCCUUGGAAAUCGCAGCACGUUUCAGAUGAAAAAAACAAAAUUUAUAAUCAAGAAAAAAACAGUACUUUAUCCAUUUUCAUAAAAAUUUGUGUAGAAAACAGAAGAAAAAAAUCAUAUACAGGUGCAUCUCAAUAAAUUAGAAUGUCGUGGAAAAGUUCAUUUAUUUCAGUAAUUCAACUGAAAUUGUGAAACUCGUGUAUUAAAGGUCCCAUGACAUGCUGCUUUUUGGAUGCUUAUAUAUAGGUCUAAGUGGUCCAUAGUACUGUAUCUGAAGUCUCUUUCCCGAAAUUCAGCCUUGGUGCAGAAUUUCAGCCACUACGAGUCAGUCCCACAAUGAGCUUUCCUUAGGACGUGCCAUUUCUGUGUCUGUAGCUUUAAAUGCUAAUGAGGAGGAGAGAGGCGGGGCAAGGUGGAGGGUGGGUGUGUGGCCUUAACCAGCUUGCGGCCAUGGUACCAUGCGCUAAUGUUGACAGUGGAUGUAUCGCAAUGGCUCGUAGACACACAGUCCUUUUCAGUUUGACCCAGAAUCUGAUCCGGAUGGAGAAGCACCGGAUGAAGAAGUUGCAACUCAGCGGCUGCAGCAGGAAGUCUCUGAAUGGUUAGUUUAAAAUAUUGUGUCUGGAUACGGUACUUUAGUUGGUUUGGUUAUGUAUGCUGUUACAGUUAUUAUAAUGUAGCUAAUGCUAGCCUACAUUGUUGGCUUUUCAUGUUGCUCUGAUUUGCUAUCGUGUACAUGCAAACGAGCGAAGCAUGGCAGUUGCAAAGUGUUUGUAAGUCAUGAUGUCUCUCGAGGAAAAAAAAAAUAUUGGGCUCGCCUCGCACGGUCAUAGCUUAUUUUCUCAUGGGCGGGCAAAGCAGAGAAAGGGGAAGUAACCUUUCCUCGUAUGGCGACAUAAAGGGAAGA